Hydra vulgaris (swiftwater hydra) is the source of this 2079-nucleotide messenger RNA. Lineage: Eukaryota; Metazoa; Cnidaria; Hydrozoa; Anthoathecata; Hydridae. The record is from RefSeq and is a predicted model, not a curated record.
UUAUAAAGUAUAAAGUAAAUGGUCAAUGCAAAUAAGAAUUAUGAAUGUCACUCCAGCGAUCAUUUUGUAAGCUACUUAGUAGUUAGAUGUGAAGCUUUUUAAUAUUUUGUUUUUCUUUUCUUAUUUUCUUUUCCCUUUAAUCAUUUCAUGUUUAGUGCAAUAAAAGACAAAGCGGUGGUCUUGCUUUUAUCAAGUAAAUAAUAAACUAACAGUUUAGAAAUGAGAAUCUCUUUACAUUGUGCAACGAGAAAUCAAUUGUUUUUUGUUUUUUUUAUUGAAGUUUAAUGUUUGGCUAGCUUUUUUGCUAACAUUUGUUUUAGUAGUUCGUUAAAAUAUUUGACAAAAAAGCGAUAAAUUUAUAUACUGCAGAUAUUUUAAAUAAAUGUUUUUUCUCCUUAACUUUCAAAUUAUGGAAUCAUUAGACUGGAUCGAUCUGCAAAUGUAAGUUUAAUAAAAUGUUUCAAAGUACUUUUUGUUUUAUGCUGUUUGUUUUUGGUUUGGCGCUGUCAAUAUUUCAGUUUUAGCUCUAUGUGUCUUUGGCGUGGCUCUUGGUUUUACCUCAAGCGAAGGUAACAGAUACAAAUUCGAAUCUGUUGAUUUAAGUUUUUAAUCCUAUUGAGGUGUGAUGUUUCUUUGCUUUAAAAGUUUCAAUUUUAGCUAUAAAGUAUAAGAUAAAGACUAGCUAUAGCUAUAAAGUAUAGAUGUAAAAUGUGGAAAAGAAACAUUAAACUCACUGAUUGCCAAAAUUUGUAAGCUUCUUUUUAAUUAUAUGUAAAACGUCAAUUGAUGAUUUUUUUGUUUUGUUUUUUGUUUUGAUUUUUAGUUGUUGUUUUUUUUUUUUUUUUCUUUUUCCACUAACGAGUUCCUAUUUAGAGCAGUUUACAAACAUAGAACAGAGGUCUAGUGCACAUAUCGUGGUUUGUAAGCUAUUCACUUGAGGUCUUUUUAAAGCAAUGCAUGAUUUUCAAUUCUUGUACUACAAGUAUUAAAAGUAAUGAUUUCAAACAAUGUUUUUCUGUUUUGUUUUUUUGCUAACAAUUUUAUUAUUAGCCCGAAGAACACUCUCUUUUAAAAAACCAAGUUCAAUCAUUGUGAACAGAAUAAACGAUCAGCUUUUAGUAAAUGCAAUUUUAAAGUAAUGGUCUCCUGUAUAAGGCUAUUAAUACGUUUACAGUUAGACAAAUGUUCUGUUUUACCGUUUCCUAAAAUGUGCAGUAAGACUGGUAAUUUUGUUUUGUUCUUAUCAUGUUAUUGUUUUUGUUUUGUUUUUUUCACAUAAAGUUUUUUGCAUUAAACAAGAAAAUAUUCAUUGGUGGUCUGUUUAGUUUUCCGUGUAUGAUCCAAACGCAGUUUGUUUCAUUUAAGUGCGUCUUCCUACAUGCUAAGUAUAUGCUUCAAUUGUUAGUUUUUGUGGUCACAAAAUUUAAGUGCGUUUUUCUACAUGCUAAGUAUAUGCUUUAAUUAUUUGUUUUUGUGGUCGCAAAUGUUUUUUUUUUCUUUUUAUAUAUCGUUUUUGGGUUGGGUGUUAAUCAGAUUUACAUUUAGUGUGUCACAAAUACAAAGAAGUGGUGUGGCUCACGUUAUAAUGUCAAACAAACUAUCCUUUUACUGUGUCGCAAAGACAAAGAAGUGGUGUGGCUCAGGCUAUAAUAUCAAAGAAACUAUCCAUUUAUCAACUUCCAAAGAGCAAGAGAAAAACUUAAAGUUUUCAGAAAACUCAUCUGAUUUAAAUGCUACUGAAAAUACAAACGCAUACAUAAACGCAACAGAAUGGUUAUCACCUACUUUAUCUACUGACUGCAAUAUAGGUUGGAUACUACUUGAUUAAGGAGGUUGUAUUCUUGUAAAGGUUACUGGUCGUAGUAGUGCUGUAAUGACAUUAAAUACAAAUACAUAUGAACCAAAAAACUGUAACGAGGAAUGCACGUCAGAGUCGAAUGUGACGGGCUCGGCUUACUGUGUUACCAGAUUGAGCCAAACAUGCUAAAGUCUUUAAAAAGACAAGGUUUCACGGAUUAAUAUCUUCGGACAUAUAUUGAUGAAUAAUAUGAAAUAUAUAAUAUAUUAUAAUUCUAUGAA